AUGCGUCUCGCGCGCCUCGCCCGCGCGGCCCCUCUGCUCGUCCGCACGGCGGCGACGGCGGCCACCGCCGCCCCAGGGGCUGCGCUGAAGGCGGGCGACGCGCUGCGCUCGCGCCGGCGGCGGUUCACGGAGGACGACGUGGCGGCGUACGCGGGGGUGAGCGGCGACCGCAACCCCGUCCACCUGGACGACGCCUUCGCGCGCGGGACGGACGGGUUCCAGCGCGGCCGCGUGGUGCACGGCAUGCUCGUCGCCUCUCUCUUCCCCGCCCUCAUCGCCUCCCACUUCCCUGGGGCCGUGUACGCGAGCCAGUCGCUCAAGUUCGCGGCGCCCGUGUACGUCGGAGACGAGGUGGUCGCGCAGGUGCAGGCGCUCCACAUCAAGGCCGCCGGCGCAAGGCACAUCGUCAAGUUCGCCACCAAGUGCUUCACGGACGAUGAGGAGACUCUCGCCAUUGACGGCGAGGCCAUGGCUUUUCUGCCCACGCUGCAGCUCAGCACAGAGGGGAUGGAGUGA
Molecule: messenger RNA, 516 nt
Organism: Triticum turgidum subsp. durum (durum wheat)
Lineage: Eukaryota; Viridiplantae; Streptophyta; Magnoliopsida; Poales; Poaceae
Source: the annotation of a GenBank genome assembly